AUGAACGACGAAACUCAAUUCACUGAGAAAUCAUUGACGAUUCUUACGUUGGCUCGUAAGCUAGCGUUAGAUCAUCAACAUGCGCAAUUGCAACCAAUUCAUUUGCUAGCUGCAUUUGUCGAACCAUCCCCAGACGGCAGUGUGGGAUAUCUGCAGAACUUGGUGGAAAAAGGACGCUACGAUUAUGAGACAUUCAAGAGAACUGUGAACAGAAAUCUGGUCAGGAUACCCCAGCAGCAUCCAGCUCCAUCGGAGAUUACGCCAAGUUAUAAUCUCGGGCAGGUGCUGCAAGAAGCUGCAAAGAUUGAAAAACAACAAAAGGACAGUUUUAUAGCGCAAGAUCAUCUGUUAUUUGCGCUGUUCACUGACGCCUCGAUCCAGAAAGUGUUCAAGGAGGCUCAGGUAGACAUCGAGGCUAUCAAACAGCAGGCGCUGGAGUUGAGAGGUAACCAACGAAUUGAUUCCCGUGGAGCCGAUACGAACACUGCACUAGAGUACCUUUCGAAGUAUGCUAUAGACAUGACUGAGCAGGCAAGGCUGGGUAAGCUAGAUCCCGUUAUCGGAAGAGAGGAAGAGAUUAGAAGUACUAUCAGAGUGUUGGCUAGGAGGAUCAAAUCGAACCCUUGUUUGAUUGGUGAGCCAGGUAUCGGUAAGACUGCUAUUAUCGAAGGAGUUGCACAGAGGAUUAUUGACGAUGAUGUGCCAACUAUCUUACAGGGCGCGAAGCUGUUCAGUUUGGAUUUGGCGGCUUUAACCGCUGGCGCAAAAUACAAGGGUGAUUUCGAAGAAAGAUUAAAGGGUGUGUUGAAGGAAAUUGAGGACUCUAAGACGCUUAUUGUCUUGUUUAUUGACGAAAUCCACAUGUUGAUGGGUAAUGGAAAGGACGAUGCCGCCAACAUCUUGAAGCCUGCCUUGUCUAGAGGCCAGCUGAAGGUGAUUGGCGCUACGACUAACAACGAAUACAGAUCUAUCGUGGAGAAAGACGGCGCGUUCGAGAGAAGAUUCCAGAAAAUUGAUGUGCAAGAGCCUACGAUCAGACAAACUGUUGCCAUUUUAAGAGGACUCCAACCAAAAUACGAGAUUCACCAUGGUGUGAGAAUCUUGGAUAGCGCUUUGGUGACUGCUGCGCAAUUGGCCAAGAGAUAUUUGCCUUACAGAAGGUUGCCCGAUUCGGCAAUCGAUUUGGUCGACAUCUCUUGUGCCGGUGUUGCUGUGGCGAGGGACUCCAAACCAGAAGAGUUGGAUUCCAAGGAGCGUGAAUUGCAACUUAUCCAGGUUGAAAUUCAAGCACUGGAGAGAGACAAGGACUCAGACUCCACUACAAAGGACAGAUUGCAACAGGCCAAGCAAAAGGAGGCUUCCUUACAGGAAGAAUUGGUGCCCUUGAGACAGCGCUAUGAAGAGGAGAAGCACGGCCAUGAAGAAUUAACUCAGGCUAAAAAAAGACUGGACGAAUUAGAGAAUAAGGCUGCUGAUGCAGAGCGUAGGUACGAUAAUGCAACUGCAGCAGAUCUGAGGUACUUUGCCAUCCCCGACAUUAAGAAAAGAAUCGCUGAACUGGAACAGCAAGUGGCCGAGGAAGAAAAACGUGCCGGUGCCAACUCGAUGAUUCAAAACGUGGUCGACUCAGAGACUGUUGCAGAAACCGCAGCAAGAUUGACUGGCAUCCCAGUGAAGAAAUUGACAGAAUCUGAAAAUGAGAAACUCAUUCACAUGGAGCGCGAACUGUCGUCACAGGUGGUUGGCCAAAUGGAGGCUAUCAAAGCGGUCUCCAAUGCCGUCAGAUUGGCUCGUUCCGGCUUGGCAAACCCCAGACAGCCAGCAUCCUUCCUAUUCUUGGGUCUAUCCGGCUCGGGUAAGACCGAACUAGCCAAGAAGGUGGCCGGAUUUCUAUUCAACGAUGAGGACAUGAUGAUCAGAGUCGACUGCUCGGAACUAAGCGAGAAGCACUCCGUCUCCAAAUUACUCGGUACCACUGCCGGCUACGUUGGGUACGACGAAGGUGGUUUCCUAACAAACCAGCUACAAUAUAAGCCCUACUCGGUGUUGCUAUUCGAUGAAGUGGAAAAGGCCCACCCAGACGUUUUGACCGUCAUGUUGCAAAUGCUAGACGACGGUAGGAUCACGUCGGGGCAAGGCAAGACCAUCGACUGUUCCAACUGUAUCGUGAUCAUGACCUCCAACCUGGGCGCUUCGUUCAUCAGCGCCCAGCCGGGCUCCAAGAUCCAGGAAGCCACCAAGGGGCUAGUCAUGGGGGUCGUCAGACAGCACUUCAGACCGGAGUUCCUGAACAGAAUCUCCAGUAUCGUAGUCUUCAACAAGCUCUCGAGAAAAGCAAUCCACAAGAUCGUCGAUAUCCGGCUAGACGAAAUCCAGAAACGUUUCGAACAAAAUGACAAACACUACGAGCUGGAUGUAUCUCCCGAGGCCAAGGAGUUCUUGGCCAAAUACGGCUACUCCGACGAUAUGGGAGCAAGACCUUUGAACAGAUUAAUCCAGAACGAGAUCCUAAACAAAAUGGCCGUUCGCAUCCUCAGAGGCGAGAUCAAGGACAAGGAGACGGUCAGAGUCGUCUACAAACCGGGCAAAGAGCGCGGCUCCGGUAUCACCGAGAACGAAGAAGAAGGUUUAGAGGUUCUGCCCAACAGGGAAAUUCCGGAUGGUGGCAUAGAUGCCAUGGGAGAUCAAGACAUGGACGUCGACUACAGCGACGGUGACAAUAACCUCGAAUUAGACUAA
Torulaspora globosa is the source of this 2739-nucleotide messenger RNA. RefSeq names its product chaperone ATPase HSP104 (gene HSP104). NCBI's taxonomy places the organism in Eukaryota, Fungi, Ascomycota, Saccharomycetes, Saccharomycetales, Saccharomycetaceae. Gene Ontology annotation, cellular component: cytoplasm; cytosol. The record is from RefSeq and is a predicted model, not a curated record. Bases 1 to 2739 code for a protein of 912 amino acids. The transcript has a single exon. Gene Ontology annotation, molecular function: ATP hydrolysis activity; transcription factor binding; ATP binding. Gene Ontology annotation, biological process: regulation of DNA-templated transcription; cellular response to heat.